GGGCGCUGUCAGGGCGUCAGCGCUGGCGGCUCCGCGCGGCCGGCCCCGAGCGCGUCCCUUAUUGCAGACAGGCACCCGGGGCCGGGGACCCCAUCAUUAUCAUGGGCACUGUUUGCUUUUCGCGGCGCUGCUGUUUGCUUUUCGCUCUCGUCUGGGCCGGCAGGUUUGCGGGAGGCAGCGGGGGCGCAGAUGUUGACGAGUGCGCAGAAGCUACAGAUGACUGUCACAUCGAUGCGAUUUGCCAAAACACACCGAAAUCCUACAAAUGCAUCUGCAAACCGGGUUAUAAAGGCGAAGGGAAACAAUGUGAAGAUAUUGAUGAGUGUGAAAAUGACUUCUACAAUGGGGGUUGUGUCCAUGAGUGCAUCAACAUUCCAGGCAACUACAGAUGUACGUGCUAUGAUGGGUUCAUGUUAGCCCACGAUGGCCAUAACUGUCUUGAUGUUGACGAGUGUCAGGAUAACAAUGGAGGGUGCCAGCAGAUUUGUGUAAAUACAAUGGGUAGCUAUGAAUGUCAGUGCAAAGAGGGCUUUUUCCUGAGUGAUAACCAGCAUACCUGCAUUCAUCGCUCUAUUGAGGGUAUGAACUGUAUGAACAAAGAUCAUGGGUGUGCACACAUCUGCCGGGAGACGCCCAAAGGUGGGGUUGCCUGUGAAUGUAGGCCUGGCUUUGAGCUUGCCAAAAACCAGAAGGACUGCAAAUUAACCUGUAACUAUGGGAAUGGAGGCUGCCAACACACCUGUGAUGACACAGAUACUGGUCCUGUGUGUGGUUGUCACCAGAAGUAUGCCCUGCAUUCGGAUGGCCGAACCUGCAUUGAGAAGGAUGAGGCUGCAAUUGAGAGUUCUGAGUACAAUGCCACGUCAGUAGCUGAUGUGGACAAGCGGGUGAAACGGCGGCUACUUAUGGAAACAUGUGCUGUCAAUAACGGAGGCUGUGAUCGGACUUGCAAGGACACCGCGACAGGGGUACGGUGCAGUUGCCCAGUUGGAUUUACCCUGCAGCCUGAUGGGAAAACAUGCAAAGACAUUGAUGAGUGCUUGGUAAACAAUGGUGGCUGUGACCAUUUCUGCCGAAACACAGUUGGCAGCUUUGAAUGCAGCUGCCAGAAAGGCUAUAAACUGCUCACAGAUGAACGGACCUGUCAAGAUAUAGAUGAGUGUUCCUUCGAAAGGACCUGUGAUCACACCUGCAUCAACUACCCCGGAAGCUUUGAAUGUCUCUGCCAUAAAGGCUACACCUUGUAUGGACUGACGCACUGUGGAGAUAUUGAUGAAUGCAGCAUCAGCAAUGGUAGCUGUGACUAUGGGUGUCUUAAUACAAUGGGGAGCUACGAGUGUGUCUGUCCACCUGGAAAGAAACUUCACUGGAAUAAAAAGGACUGUGUUGAGAUGGUGAAAUGUCUCCCGAAUGCCAAACCAGCUGCAAAGGCUCAGCUAGUGUGCAGUAAGACAGGAGGCAUAGAAAGCUGCUUCCUGUCAUGCCCAUCCAAUACUCUUUUUGUUCCAGAUUCAGAGAACAGCUACACACUGAGCUGCGGCAUCCCCGGCCCCCAGGGCAAAGCUCCGCAGAAGCGCAACGCGACGCUUCCCAGCUGCGCAGAUUCAUUAGCCCCUCCAGUCAAGCAGAAAGCUCGUUUUAAAAUUAAAGAUGCAAAGUGCCAUUUGCGGCCUCGCAGUAAAGAAAAAGUGAAAGAUUCUGGGAAGCAAGCUGUGUUAGGAGGUCCAUUCCCUUGUACAGACAACUGCCAGGUGACUUUUGUGAAUCUCAAGUGUGAUUCCUCCAAGAAAAAACGCCGGGGCCGCAAGUCACCGUCGAAAGAAGUGUCCCAUAUCACUGCAGAGUUUGAAGUGGAGAUGAAGUCGGAAGAAGUCUCAGACACCUGUAACAUUGACUGUGUUCGGAAAAGGAUGGAGCAGAAGCUGCAAACUGCAAUCAAAACAUUGAGGAAAUCUAUUAAUAAACAGCAAUUUUACAUUCAGUUUUCUGGGACAGAAUAUGAAGUGGCUCAGAAGCCAGCUAAAGCUACUGAAGGGCAUGAAGCUUGCAGUACAGGGCAAGUGCUGCAGGAGGGAAAAUGUGUUACCUGCAGCAUGGGCACCUUUUAUAGCGGAGAACAUAAUCAGUGCGUUCCUUGCUCACCAGGAACAUACCAAGACACAGAAGGUCAACUUACCUGUGAGCCUUGCCCAAGUAACGAUGGACAGGGAGUAGCAGGCGCCCGGAACGUGUCAGAGUGUGGAGGGCAGUGUUCUCCUGGACACUAUUCUUCAGAUGGUUUUAAACCUUGUAGAGUCUGUCCUCUUGGUAUGUAUCAGCCUGAACCAGGAAGGACUCUCUGCUUUCCAUGUGGCGGUGGGCUUGUGACCAAGUACGAAGGUGCUGUUUCAUUUCAAGACUGUGAAACCAAAGUUCACUGUUCACCUGGACACUACUACAACUCCACAACACACAGAUGUAUCCGGUGCUCUGUGGGAACUUACCAGCCUGAGUUUGGCCAGAACUACUGCAUCACCUGCCCUGGGAACACAAGUACAGAUUUUGAUGGCUCCACUAAUGUUACACACUGCAAAAACCAGCACUGUGGAGGAGAACUUGGGGAUUAUACUGGCUACAUUGAAUCACCCAACUAUCCUGGAGAUUACCCAGCUAAUGUUGAAUGCAUUUGGAAUAUAAACCCUCCCCCAAAGAGGAGAAUACUCAUUGUAGUACCUGAGAUAUUCCUCCCAAUUGAAGAUGAAUGUGGUGAUGUUUUAGUAAUGAGAAAAAGUGCUUCUCCUACUUCAAUUACUACAUAUGAAACAUGUCAGACUUACGAGAGACCUAUUGCAUUUACCUCAAGAUCAAGGAAGCUAUGGAUUCAGUUCAAGUCAAAUGAAGGAAACAGUGGGAAAGGAUUUCAAGUCCCAUAUGUGACUUAUGAUGAGGAUUAUCAACAGCUAAUAGAAGACAUUGUUCGAGAUGGACGAUUAUAUGCUUCAGAAAAUCACCAAGAAAUUCUAAAAGACAAGAAACUGAUCAAAGCCCUCUUUGAUGUCCUGGCACACCCACAAAACUAUUUCAAGUACACAGCACAAGAGUCAAAAGAGAUGUUUCCGAGAUCAUUUAUAAAGCUACUGCGCUCAAAAGUUUCCAGAUUUCUACGACCAUACAAAUAGUCUAGUGGUAUUCAAUUUGGGGUUACUUUGCAUUCUUGUCAAAUAUUGUAUUUCCUCCAUAGUAGAAACAUUUGCUAAUUUGAAGGCUCUUUUUUGCAGUCUUUAUUUUCAAUUGUAUAUUGAAGAAUACCUAUAAUGUUUUAUAAUUGUUAAAAGCCAAUGUUCUGAAUGGAAUUUUUACUACAAAGAAAAAUAAUUGUGGAUCAUUGAGUGCAUCUAGUUAAAGAUCCAAAGUUGUGUCUGCACUCGUGUGUCUUCACUUUCCAUUUGAAAUUACAUUUUGUAGAAAAUAUUCUUUCUAGCUUCUUAUUUUCCAUGAAAAAAAAUUCUUCAAAGCAUAGAAGGAAACUAUUCAAAUCUGAUUAAACUACCUGCAGAUAAGUCCUGUUGUAGAAAGAAGUGUGUAGUAUAAAUAAUAUUUGGAUUUUGAAUUGCACUUGAACUUUAUAUUUGAAUCUUUAGAAGAAAACAAAACAAUCUAAAUUUUGUUAUUUCUCCUUUGUGGUUUAGUGAAACCGUUGUCCAAGUAGAAAUGAGAAGGAAAGAAAAGAGAAAAAAGAGAGAAACAGAUGUAUAAUUUUGUUUUAUGAAUAACAUAAGAUUGAGUCCCAUGCCCCAACGUCUUAUCUGUCCUCUUCUAAACUUCUUCAGAGGUUUACCACCAUCUACUAUUUUGUUGAAACUGAUGUAGCUAUGGAGUUUUAUACACCAGUUGGUCCCUUUGAAGGCAUUUACAAUAGGAUAGAUGAGAAAUGAACAACAGCAAGAGUAGUAGUCUGUUUUUCUUUGCAUUAAUAGAGCAUCUAAUUAAGUACGAUAUAUAAAUAUAUAAAUAUAUACUUCUAUUUGUGGGUACAUUAGUAAUGUUAUCUUUAGUUACUGUAAAUAUUAUUCAUGCUUAAAUCUUUACCUCCCCCCAACUAUUUACUCAUACCUAUUUGUAAGUUCGCUUAGAUGAUUAAAUGACUUCUCCAAGUGCUUGUCACUUCUGUUAACACCAGACUGAAGCCUUCUGGAGUUUUAUAAUACUGGAUAAUGUUUUUUUCUUGGACAAUCUCUUUCAGCAUACAUUAUUCCAGGAAGAAUAACAACAGUUAAGAUGCAACUGCUCUCCAGUAUCUUGAUCAGUAAAGGGUCAGUUAUUGCUGCUUCUUUGAGCACCCCUCACACCCCAGCCAGGAGGUACACUGAGGACAGCGCACUUGAGAGGACCUUGAUCUUUAUGUGAGAUCUGCCCUCCACAAAACACUGUGAACGUGCCUCCAUCAGGUGCCCAAACUCUAAACAGGGAGGGUGGGGGGAUGGGACACAGUUUUGCAGCCUGCUUUGAAGAGGUGGGGGGCAGGUCCUGUGGCCUUUGGAGACCUGGCGCUCCCUUUCGCUACCCCUUUGCAGCCAUGGCACCUACCAGCCUUGGGCAACUCUCUGGCUGCCUGGACCCCACACCAGAGAGCACAGCCUCGUGGUCUCCCUUCCUCCCCAAGCAACAGGUAGCUGGUGGGUAAGACCAUGAUAAAUCCUGUGUUCCCUCCUGUUCCUUGGCACAGGAGUGAAUUUCAGUGAGAGACUGGACUAUUUUUAUCAGCAUUCCAGUCUCCUUAUCUUUAAGUCCUUUCCUCUUACAUACCACUUCCCCUUUGAUCCUACAGUUUUAUUACAUGUGGAAAUUAACCAUCACGCCAACAUGCUUUCAGGAAAAGGCUAACAUAAAGAGACAGCUUUGCUUCACUGCAUUUUUUUUUCGGAUGCUCUCAAAGGCUUACAUUUAAGUAUGUUUAUAGCUAACUUUUUAUGCCUUUUUAUGUCUUUUUAAAAUUCUGCUUAAAUUAUAUUUAAUUCGUUUUCUGUUGGCUACAAGUGGUUGAAUAUUCCAUUUCUAAGAGACUCCUUUAAUAUUUUGUUGAGCUUUUCCACUUAGCCAUCUGGAAUUUUUGCUUGCCUUCUUUCCUUUUCUGUUGAAGAGCAUAAAUUUUUUCUUUCUGUGCCUAAACAGUUUCAGCUCAGAGUCUAACAAUUCUGUUCUUUCACUCAUGGAUCUUAGUCCUUUGAAGAGCUUUUGUUUUAAAAAAAUAUAUUUAUAUUUCUUAACCCAUGUUUCAGAAUGUAACAUCCCCAUGAAAGUCUUUUUUUACAGGCUGCUAAACCUAAUUUUUUUGUGGUGAUGUUGAAACUACUUUUAUUAUAUAUUCACUAUGGGUUACUAAAGGUGAACAUUUGAAGGAAAACAUAUCAUCAUUCCUAGAUUCAGUGUAUUCAUGGAAUGAAAAAAUAUAGCUACAUGUGUUUUUUUCUGAACAGAAGUUAUUUGUAGAAAAAAUGAAUCUUCUUUAAAAAGCAGUGAUCUUUUUAGAUACUCAGUCACGUGUAAGUCUGUAGCUAAAAACCACUUCAACCAAACUUCGUAUUUCAAAGUCUGAUAGGUUAUCCAGAAUGAUUUGGUGAGGAUUACAGCCCUCCUACUGACAGAUAUUGGGAAAUCGUUUAGAAUUCUCAACAGAAGUCACAAAAUUUAACAAAAAAAAUUCUUAAUUUCCUGAAGGAUGAACAAUGAUCUCUAAAAUGGCAAUCAUCAGUAAGAGAAGUUUGGAGCCUGAUGUUGAGCAGCAGCUUUAGAAAUAUCUCUGCUAAGAUUUCUGUUUAGUGACCCACAAAUUUGGUCAUAAUGUCACUGUAAGAUAGUGGUGACAUGUAGGACAAACUCUCUUUGGGGGGCAGAGCUGCAAGUCACUGCUGUACAUGUCCAGAAACCGCUGGCAGCACAGUAACUUGCUUCAGGCUCUCAGCCAAGGAGGGGGAUCCCAGGGCCAGACAGUGCCUGCGGAAGGGACCUGUCCUGGCUGCGGCCACGGUGGGGGGGAACACGGGCACAGCUGCACACUGCAACUACAGGGCUAGCUGCACUUAGCGCUGGGACAGCUCGCCCCAGCUUGCAACCACGCUAGACAAAACUGGUGCUUUGCCUAGUUCAUCCUGACAGGCAAGGUGAGAGGUUUGGGUUGGCCCGUAUUCCCCAGAGCCACGUCAGGGCCGGGACUCUGCAGGCAGGACUGGGCGCUCACUGACUUGUCCGGUAGCAAAAGCAGAAUGUGUGUUGUUAUGCUUCUUCUCUGACGGCAAAGAAAGAAAGAGAAUAAUUUGGCCUUCAUAAGUAUAUAGUUAAAUGCUUCUGAAUACAUAGAGGUUUCUUAUGUGAUAUAUUUAGAAAACAGUCAGGUUUUGAAUGUUGGCAGCUCUGCAUAGAAAUGCCAUUGGAUGUGCAAAUUUAUAAUAAAAUAAGUAGUGACAAGGGGUAUGGAAGACUAAGCAAAUUUCAGUUGAAAUAUGCUGAUUUUUACAACCACAUAAUUUCUACGUUAGCACUAGAAGUAAAGAAAUGCUUUGAAGAAUUCCAUCCAAAAGUAUCUUACAAAUUCAGAAGGGCAUAAGGAUUUUUCACACUAUAUUUAUAGUUACAGAAACUGGCGUUCACCAAACAGAAUACAGCUGAGCUUCUCCUUUGUUAAUACAGGUGUCUGAUGCUUUCAUUGUCAGGAGUCUCUGAAAAUAUAGUUACUAUUAUAAUAACAGUACAACAACAAGGAAUGUCUUCUUUGUGGAGAAAACCUACACAAAUUUGGGAAUCAAAACCUGUGCAACGAGAAUAGGGCCCUCUCUAAGAAAACCAGCUUCGUGAAAUCAAUCAAUGUAUUGCAAAAUAGAAAAUUUUGUCCUUUACUGUAAAAAUGAAAUGCUGUAUUUAAACUUAAUCAAUAAAUACAGCCCUGUAUUUGGUCUUAUAGCAUUACAUGUUGUGUGCAGGGUAGGUGCAACAACAUGUUCAUGUGCCACUACAGGAAGGCUGAAGAAGCCUAAUUUGUGAUUGCCUAAUUCCACAUCACAAACUGAACUUUUUAUUUUCAAUUUGCAAAUGCCUGUAUGCUUAAAAGCUGCACCUGUAGCACUUAUCAUUUUAAGCCUCUACUCCUGCACUUAUUUUUAGCGAGAUGGUGGUGACUCAUCUGCACGUUCUCAUGUGCCACCACAUAGCAGCCUGCAUACCUGCUGCAAUCCAGCAGAUUGCAACAAUCUGAAGUCGCUAAAUAAUCAAGCCCUAAGUCAUCCCGUGACAGUGCUUGUUAGUGACUGCUGUGGGCAAUGUGCGUGUGUUUGUGUGUGUGUCAUUUGAAUACACGAAGCAUCAGGAUUCUGUGCUUAGCAGGCCAAAUUGCUACCUGCAUCUUGCCCGCAAUAGCAAGAUUUAUACUGUCUGAAGAUUUAGUUCACUAAAACUUGAUGUAAAGCUUCUGAAAUCUUCUUUCAACCCAUUUUUUUUCUUCUGCCUCCCUCUGUUAUAUAUCAGCUUUUUACCUAAAGACCAACUUCUGAAAAAUUUAUUUCCUCACUAUGCCUCCUCCAUACAAUAAAGUUAAAUCGCACUGCGCUAUGGUUACUGAAGCCUGAGUCUAGUCCCAUGUUUGCUCUUCAAACCUGGCUCUGCAGUUUGGUGAUAAUCGGCACAGUUCCUUUUAGCUGAGCACAGCAAAAGCCCUGUGCCUGAACUUCCCAGACUUUAGUGAGCCAAAAUAUGCAUCUGAAUUUCACAUCAGAUGUAUGUCUCCAAUAGCUAUAUUUCUGUAGGAACUGCUGCCCUACCAAAAAAAAUUUUUUUCUGUUUUGUCAUGUUUUAUUGACAUUCUGUAUAACCACAUCUCUGAAUAUGGAAAAUCACAGCAUACAAAGCCCUACGAGCAAUUCUUGAUGGUCAGCCAGCAUGUACGUGUACAGUGUACAUUCAAAAGGCUUUAAGUUCCCUUCCGUGAGUCUUUAGUUAUGGAAGUAGGGCAGCAGGAAGAAUCGCUGCACUUUUAUGAAAACCACCCUGUUCCUGUGCUGAGUCUUUGAAAAAGGGAGAGCCUUGUACUUCAUCUGUGAAGUUCUUCACUCAAUGCAUUUUUGCUUAACUUUUACCGUAAGUGAUGUCUCUUUCUCAUUGGUGAGACAAACAUACUGGAAAAGGGUUCAUCUACAGAGGAUUUUUAGACCUAAAAUUUUAAAUAUAGUACAAAGACAAGCAUGUUCUGUAUGUCUUUGUUGUAACAGGUAAAACAACACUGUACCAAAGAGAGGAGGAAAAAUUGAUCCUUCCCAUGCAUCAGCUUUAUAUUAUGGUAGGCUUACUGACAUCAGUAGAUUUACUAAGUUUUAGACUAGCUUAAAUAAGCACAGGCUUGGUCACAGAGUUUUCAGGGAGCCUGUGUUUUGAUUUGUCAGGUGGUUUCUAAAGAGCACAGCUAAUCUAUUGUCCUCAGUCCUGUAGAACAGAUGAUGCCACAGAAACAAGAAACAUACUUACAGGCAUUAAACUUUCAAAAAAGAAAGUUGAACCCAACCCUGCACCUCCUUGUGAGCCUGCCUAACAUACUUGAAUGUAUCAGAUCAGUCUUGUCUAUAAAGAACACUGUUUUAAUCUUGCAGAUAACAAUUUUUAAUAUAAUCUUCAGGAGCAAAAGUAGUGGUAUGAUUCUUAUACAGGUACUGCUGACUGGUCUUUGACAGUACAGAUGUCUGGACUCUAAAUAGCUUUGAAUGCUAUUAAAAAAAAAGAAGCUGGAGCAAAAUCUUCAACCAACUGAAUUCACUGGCAAAUUUCUCAACCACCUCAGGGGUCUGGAUUUUCCCUUUUUUGCAUUAUGGGAAUGAGCAACAGACAGUUACUGGUACCCAUGUCAUGAUUUCAUAGUUGCGUUUUUUUCAUAGUUUAAAGCCACUGUUUGACAGGAAUGGUAGUAACUAGAGAAGUUCUAUAAAUUCUCGAUACUCUGCGACUUUAAUGAAAUCAUUUUCUAGGGUGAGAGAAUAUUGUAAGCACUUGGAAAAAAAAAAAAGACUUUUGUCUCCCAUAAGAAUUUAUGGAGGAAGGGAAAAUUUUAUAAGGUAAUAUAAACUUAUUCCUCAGUAUCAGACUUGGAUUUAGAAGAAGUCUCAUGCUUUAUCAUCACAUUUUCCAUCUAAAUAGAAACAUACUGAGAAAUAAACUCUUAAUGGCAAAAAACUGUUAUCUAAGUAUCUGAAUAUAUACAAUUCCAGUUUGUUAUUUCAUUUAUUUAUUCUGUUUCAUCACUUAAGUUUUUAAUCUAUAAAAUUAAUAUGUAAUAUACAAGAGUAAAAUGUACAGAGGUACCAUAAAAUAUAAUAAUUUAAACCAUCUGUAUUCAGAAAGCAGAGAUAACAAGUUUAAACAUAUACAAACAAUUGCAAUUCAGUUUUAGCUGAAUUUCUCAAUAUCUAGGAAAAGAAGUGGCUUUGCUUAAUUAAACUUUAUUUUAAUGGUUGUGAAAAUGUCUUUUUUAGAGUUUGUUUUUGUUACUUUUUUAAUUAAAAUUAUUUUGUAAAUAUUGUUUUCUAUGUUUUAUACCUUGGAAAGGCCGCUAAUUUGCAUUGACAGCAGCAGAUACUCAACAUGAUGAUUAAAAAAAAAAAUCUACUUUAGGGCACUGGCAUGCAUGUGGUGAGAGGUGAGAUUCAUCCUUCUAGAUUACUGCUCCUGUUACUUCUGCAGUCUCGCUGGGAUCAUAGAAAAGGGUUGCUGGGGCAGUUUAACCUGCUAAUUUUCAUAGAAUUGACCAUCAAGUGUCAUUCUGAAGUGCUUACCAUUUUCAUAACAUAUAAAGAGUAUGUAUUUUAAAGUUAGUGCUAGGUCUUACUACAUUGUUAGGAUAAGGAACAACAUAAAAUUCAGAAAUGAAAGGGAAUUCAAAAUAUUAUGCCCAAACAUAGCAUAAAGACAAGGAAAAAUAGGAUAUAUCUGUGCUCCUAGGUAGCACUGGGAGUGAUAAAACCACAUAUUGGAUCUGAUCAUAGAGUCCUUUAUAGGCAAAACUGUCACUGAGGUCAGUGAGAGUUUCACCUGUGUAAAGUUCAUUAUGAUCCUGUCCAUCAUUUGUUAAACAAGAAUUUCUAGUAGACUAGAUUUGGGGAAAAAAUACCUGGAUGUGUAAUAUUGGUUUCUGUACUGAUUUGCUAUGUGUAGAUCACUGGGCAUGAGUGACAUUUUGAACUAAACCCUUGUAGAUGCUGCUGGGACUUCUAAGCUUUAUUACCUAUGUAAAUUAUGUACAAACAGUUAUUUGCAUAUGAAAUGUAUCAUGAUAGUUUAGAGCAAAAAUAGUGAAUAACUGUACAAAAUUUGAUACUUAGAAAAUAAAAUACAGUGGUCUAAGCUUUACCAAUAUUUUAACAAUACUGUCAGAUUCGUAGUAGAAAAUGUUGUUGUAAAUGUAUCUUAUAAGAAAAUACAUUUCCUUUUGCCUCUGUAUAUUAAUAGCUUUGUUUUCUAUGUCAAAGCUCAAAAUGAAGCAUGUAAUAAAACUUUUGUUAAAAUCACUUUCAUAAUAAACAUAAAUUGGAAUGGA
Molecule: messenger RNA, 10549 nt
Organism: Dromaius novaehollandiae (emu)
Lineage: Eukaryota; Metazoa; Chordata; Aves; Casuariiformes; Dromaiidae
Gene: SCUBE1
Product: signal peptide, CUB domain and EGF like domain containing 1
Exons: 23
Coding region: 102-3158 (1018 amino acids)
Biological process (GO): signal transduction
Cellular component (GO): cell surface
Molecular function (GO): calcium ion binding
Source: RefSeq, a predicted model, not a curated record